Molecule: messenger RNA, 1074 nt
Organism: Caenorhabditis briggsae
Lineage: Eukaryota; Metazoa; Nematoda; Chromadorea; Rhabditida; Rhabditidae
Gene: Cbr-rad-51
Product: Protein CBR-RAD-51
Exons: 6
Coding region: 1-1074 (357 amino acids)
Biological process (GO): chromosome organization involved in meiotic cell cycle; DNA recombinase assembly; mitotic recombination-dependent replication fork processing
Cellular component (GO): condensed nuclear chromosome
Molecular function (GO): single-stranded DNA binding; ATP hydrolysis activity; ATP-dependent DNA damage sensor activity
Source: RefSeq, a predicted model, not a curated record
AUGUCGGCGCAAGCAAGUCGUUCGAAGAAGUCGGACCAGGACCAACGGGCCGCUGAUCAGGCUCUCCUUAAUGCAGCCAUCGCUGACAAUGACAUGGAACAGGAUGAGAAUUUCACAGUGAUCGACAAGCUCGAGUCGACAGGAAUCAGCUCUGGCGACAUUUCGAAACUUAAAGAAGCCGGCUACUAUACAUACGAGUCGUUGGCGUUCACAACGCGUCGCGAACUGCGAAAUGUGAAAGGAAUUAGUGAUCAGAAAGCCGAGAAAAUCAUGAAAGAGGCGAUGAAAUACGUACAGAUGGGCUUCACGACGGGAGCCGAAGUGCACGUAAAACGCAGUCAGCUGGUACAGAUAAGGACUGGAUCCGCCGCCCUUGACAGACUUUUGGGAGGAGGAAUCGAAACGGGAAGUAUCACAGAGGUGUACGGAGAAUACAGAACUGGAAAGACGCAAUUAUGCCACAGUUUGGCGGUUCUAUGCCAAUUGCCAAUUGAUAUGGGUGGCGGUGAAGGAAAAUGUAUGUACAUCGAUACGAACGCAACGUUCCGACCGGAGAGAAUCAUCGCCAUUGCUCAGAGAUACAACAUGGACAGUGCUCAUGUCCUCGAGAACAUCGCCGUGGCUCGCGCUUACAACUCAGAACAUCUGAUGGCCCUGAUCAUCCGAGCCGGCGCAAUGAUGUCCGAAAGUCGAUACGCAGUCGUCAUUGUCGACUGUGCUACUGCUCAUUUCCGUAACGAGUACACCGGAAGAGGAGAUCUCGCUGAGAGACAAAUGAAGCUGUCGGCGUUCCUGAAAUGUCUUGCCAAGUUAGCCGAUGAGUACGGUGUCGCUGUCAUCAUCACAAAUCAAGUGGUUGCUCAAGUCGAUGGAGGUGCUUCGAUGUUCCAAGCAGAUGCUAAGAAACCGAUCGGAGGUCAUAUUAUUGCACACAUGUCGACAACCAGACUGUACCUACGAAAAGGCAAAGGAGAGAAUCGAGUGGCGAAGAUGGUGCAAUCGCCAAAUCUUCCAGAAGCUGAGGCAACCUACUCAAUCACCAAUCAUGGAAUCGAGGACGCACGCGAAGACUAG